GACAGCGACAGCGACAGCGGAGGGAGGGCGCGGCACCGCCGAGGGAGCCCCGCCGCGGGGGCCGCCACCCGCGCCGCCGGGGAUGCUGCGCUGGGUCCGGCAGCAGCUGGGUUUUGACCCACCGCAUCAAAGCGACACAAGAACUAUUUAUAUAGCAAAUCGUUUUCCCCAGCAUGGCCAUUACGUUCCUCAGAAGUUUGCAGACAACAGAAUCAUAUCAUCCAAGUAUACAGUGUGGAAUUUUGUUCCAAAAAACUUAUUUGAGCAGUUCAGAAGAGUAGCCAACUUUUAUUUUCUCAUUAUAUUUUUGGUUCAGCUCAUGAUAGAUACCCCUACCAGUCCUAUUACCAGUGGAUUGCCAUUAUUCUUUGUCAUUACUGUUACAGCCAUAAAACAGGGCUAUGAGGACUGGCUACGACAUAAAGCAGACAAUGAGGUCAACGGUGCUCCAGUUUAUGUUGUUCGAAGUGGUGGCCUUGUGAAAACCAGAUCUAAAAACAUUCGGGUGGGGGACAUUGUCAGAGUAGCCAAAGAUGAGACUUUCCCUGUUGAUCUGGUGCUCCUGUCGUCUGACCGGGCGGACGGUUCAUGCCACGUUACCACUGCAAGUUUGGAUGGAGAGACCAAUCUUAAGACUCACGUUGCAGUCCCAGAAACAGCAGUGCUGCAGUCUGUUGCCAACCUGGACAAACUGGUAGCUGUUAUAGAAUGUCAGCAGCCAGAAGCAGAUCUAUACAGAUUUGUUGGAAGAAUAACUGUAAGUCAACAAGCUGAAGAAAUAGUACGACCUCUUGGGCCUGAAAGUCUCUUACUUCGUGGAGCAAGAUUAAAAAACACUAAAGAAAUAUUUGGUGUUGCUGUGUAUACAGGUAUGGAGACAAAGAUGGCAUUAAAUUACAAGAGUAAAUCUCAGAAACGGUCAGCAGUAGAAAAGUCCAUGAAUUCCUUUUUGAUUAUUUAUCUAAUAAUCCUCCUCUUUGAAGCCAUUCUGAGCACUAUUUUAAAGUAUGCAUGGCAAGCUGAAGAGAAAUGGGAUGAGCCUUGGUAUAAUGAAAAAACAGAGCAUGAAAGAAACAGCAGUAAGAUCCUGAGAUUUAUUUCAGAUUUCCUUGCUUUUCUGGUACUUUACAAUUUUAUCAUACCCAUUUCACUCUAUGUGACUGUUGAGAUGCAGAAAUUUCUUGGAUCUUUUUUUAUUGGCUGGGAUCUUGACCUCUACCAUGAAGAAACAAACCAGAGAGCACAAGUAAACACUUCAGACCUCAAUGAGGAAUUGGGACAGGUAGAGUAUGUGUUUACAGACAAAACUGGUACAUUAACUGAAAAUGAGAUGCAGUUUCGGGAGUGCUCCAUUAAUGGCAUAAAAUACCAGGAGGUCAAUGGCAAACUAACUCCAGAGGGAUUUUCUGAAGAUUCUCCAGAUGGAAAUAGGCAUGGUUUGGUGAAAGAGGAAGAGCUCUUCUUGAAAGCGGUUUGUCUGUGUCACACAGUGCAGAUCAAUGCAGAUCAGACAGAUGGUGCUGAUGGUCCCUGGCAUGCCAAUGGAAUAACAUCCCCGCUGGAAUAUUACGCUUCUUCACCAGAUGAGAAGGCUUUAGUGGAAGCUGCGAGCCGGGUCGGAGUAGUAUUUACUGGAAUUAGCGGAGACAGUAUGGAAGUAAAAAGUCUUGGAAAACCAGAGAGGUAUAAAUUGCUUCAUGUUCUGGAGUUCGAUCCAAAUCGCAGACGAAUGAGUGUCAUUGUCGAGAGUCCCUCAGGGGAGAAGCUUUUAUUCACAAAAGGAGCAGAAUCUUCCAUUCUUCCUCGUAGUAAGAGUGGAGAAAUAGAUAAAACGAGGAUACAUGUGGAUGAAUUUGCUUUGAAAGGCCUAAGAACUUUGUGUGUGGCCUACAGAAGAUUCACCCCUGAGGAGUACCAAGAAAUUGGCAAACGCCUUCACGAGGCCAGGACUGCCUUACAGCAGCGGGAAGAGAGAUUGGCAGAUGUGUUCAACUUCAUAGAAAGGGAUCUGGAACUGCUUGGGGCUACAGGAGUAGAAGACAAACUGCAGGAGAAAGUCCAAGAAACUAUAGAAGCCCUCAGGCUGGCUGGCAUCAAAGUGUGGGUGCUCACUGGAGACAAGCACGAAACAGCUGUUAGCGUCAGUUUAUCCUGUGGACACUUUCACAGAACCAUGAACAUCCUUGAGCUUGUGCAGCACAAGUCAGACAGUACCUGUGCAGAACAGCUGAGGCAGCUAGCCAAGAGAAUAAAGGAAGACCAUGUUAUCCAGCAUGGACUGGUAGUGGAUGGGACCAGCCUCUCUCUUGCACUCAGGGAACAUGAAAAGCUGUUCAUGGAAGUUUGCAAAAACUGUUCUGCGGUGUUGUGCUGUCGCAUGGCACCCCUUCAGAAAGCAAAGGUGGUUCGACUGUUAAAAACCUCUCCAGAGAAGCCCAUAACGUUAGCGAUCGGAGAUGGUGCUAAUGAUGUGAGCAUGAUCCAGGAGGCACAUGUUGGCAUAGGAAUCAUGGGCAAGGAAGGAAGGCAAGCUGUAAGAAAUAGUGACUAUGCAAUAGCACGGUUUAAAUUCCUCUCCAAGUUGCUUUUUGUUCAUGGGCACUUUUACUAUAUUAGAAUAGCAACCCUUGUACAGUACUUUUUUUAUAAGAAUGUGUGCUUUAUUACACCACAAUUUUUAUAUCAGUUCUUCUGUUUGUUUUCACAACAAACGCUCUAUGACAGUGUAUACCUGACUUUGUACAAUAUUUGUUUCACUUCCCUGCCUGUCCUCAUCUACAGUCUUUUUGAGCAGCAUGUGCACCCGCAUGUAUUGCAGAGUAAACCUGUGCUCUACAGAGACAUCAGUAAAAAUGCCCAUCUGGGGUUUAAACCAUUUCUUUACUGGACCAUCUUGGGCUUCUUUCAUGCAUUUGUUUUCUUUUAUGGCUCGUAUCUUCUAAUGGGAGAAGACACCUCUCUGCUGGGAAAUGGCCAGAUGUUUGGGAACUGGACAUUUGGUACUUUGGUCUUCACCGUUAUGGUUAUAACUGUUACGAUGAAGAUGGCACUAGAAACUCACUUCUGGACAUGGAUAAACCAUUUUGUUACUUGGGGAUCCAUUGUAUUUUAUUUCAUAUUCUCCUUGUUUUAUGGGGGAAUUAUCUGGCCAUUUUUACAUACCCAGGACAUGUACUUUGUAUUUGUUCAACUGUUGUCAAGUGGUUCUGCUUGGUUUGCCAUAAUCCUCAUAGUAGUUGCUUGUUUGUUUAUUGAUGUUGUGAAGAAAGUGCUGUACAGACAUCUGCAACCAACAAGUACUGAAAAAGCUCAGCUUACUGAGGCAGGUUCAGGUAUCAACUGCUUGGACUCCAUGUGCUGCUUCUCAGAUGGGGAAACAGCAUGCACAUCUGUUAGAAGAAUGCUGGAACGACUAAUGGGAAGGUGUAGCCCAAGCCGGGUCAACAGGUGUGGCAUUUCUCUCAAUAGCCUUUGCUGCAGACGAUUCUCCUAUAAACUGGAACCUGAUGAGCCUGCAGCAAUAGAUGUCUAGAAACCAGCUGCAGGUUUUGCUUUUCUAAGUAGAAAGCGCAGCUCUUUAUUGUACUUUUUUCAUCCUAAAAGAUUAGCUUGUUUCUUUUUGAGUGGUUUCUUUUGGGAUGGGGAGGGGAAAACCGAUUUUCGAAAGAUUUCUGUUGAAGUGUUUAGUUUGGCUUUACAAGCUCUUGUGUUGUAUCUAUCGUAAUUUCUCUUGAUUUGUACAUUCUUCUCUUUAGAAAAUCAAGCCUUGCUGCUGUUUUUGUUCUCCUUUUUACGAUUACUUUUUUGCCUUCACGAAUCAGGAGUUGUUUGUAAAGUCAAAAGACUUCUCCCUUUGGUUCUUGAUGUACAACCUCCAAAUAUUUACCUUGGAGCUUGCAUUACUCCUGAAGGUGUACAAAAGGCUCACGUUCCCCCCCUUAAAUCUAACUUCAUUGUUAGGAGGAGAGCCUUUAAAUCUUUCAGCCAUUGAUUGAUAUGAAGAUGAAAUAUUUUUGUAGUAUAACUUUUAUAAUCUAUUUCUAAAAUCAGAGUGAUUGACGGAACAGAGUCUUCAGGUUCUAAGAAUUUUCAAUGUUUUUUGGGUUCCAGAAGGUAUAUUGUCAAAAUCAUGUGUGCCAUUCCGAAGUAUGUGCUAAAUAAACCUUUCACAAACCACGUGUGAAACAAACGUCAGUGGCGUAAAAGCACGCUGAGUAAUUGAAUAUGUGUGAGCAGCCCAGCUGGGAGAGGAGCUCUCACUGAAUCCUCCCGUGUGCCAUCUCCCCAUUUCCAAACAAAGAGGGAUAGCAAACAAAUAUGGAAAUAUUUGGGGGUAGAAAUAAAAAUAGCCGUUUGUACAUCGUAAUCUCUGUCCCUGAAUGAUAUCAUGGUCCUUCAUUGGUCAAAAGGCAAACCUGAAAACACUGAACUUCACGCAUUUUCAAGGAAACUCAUUUUGUAUUUGAAGAACUUUGUCUCUUUCAGUUAAAGGUUGUGAUAUCAUUCACUGGGUAUCAGAUCCUGUGUGGGUAAUUUUCCCUGACAGCUUUGUCAGCUCUGGUUCUGCCUUUAGGUAUUGCCUGGUCUGUAGCUCAUCUCUGUUGGAACUCUUGUGUUGAACACGGUGUCUGUGCUUUCAGUCAGUCUCUCUCUUCUGGCUUGCUUAUGAAAUUUAUUCAGUGUUUCUACAAAUCUAGGGUAUGAGUAUGCAAGAAGUUUCAUUCCAUAUGAGAAACGAACUGUUACAAUUAAAUACAUUUUUAAUUCAAACUUGCUGUGUAGAAAGCCGGCAUGAUGUGUAAAAUAAACAGUUUAAUAGAAUUUUUAUUCUACAAGGUGAGCAUUUAAUUGGUCUAAAAAUCAACAUUUUGGUAGCAGUUGCUCUAACUUUUCUGGGUUUUUUUUCACUUCUCUGUAAAACUGUGCUUUCCAAAUGAGAAAUUUCUUAUGCUACUUCUUUUCACUUAUAGUUAUCUAAUUAAGGAAGGUUAUUAGUUAACAAUUGCCUUAGUAACCUGUAGUCUUAUAAGGUAGGUAUUCUGUGUUUUGUUUUCUGCAAUGUAUUUGCAGUUUUACAAUUUUCUCUUUGUUCCACUCAAUUUUUCUUUCCUUAAGAACUUAAAAAUACUUAUUGAAGCUAACUCAUAUUUGACAGAAUAUUAAACACUUUUUUCGAGACUGCUUUUUCUCAGGUUUCUUUUCUGCUUAUCUCAUGUAAUUUGUAGAUGAAGUUCCAUCUAGCCAAAUAAUUUUAGAGUUCUUAGCCCAUUAGGAUUAAGUUCAAUGAAUAUGCAAAACUAUCUUGGUGCUACACUAAGGGCUGUGGGUUUUGCUUUUGCCUCUGGUUGAAACUGCUCUGAACAAUCUUCUAGUUUCACUUAAAUUUAUGUACAGUACAAAUAGAAAAGAGAUUUUUUUGAAGUCAGUCAUAUUUAUUUUCUCCAAUGAUUUCAGCUCCUUCCACUCAGUAUUGACACUUAAAACCUGGUCUAAAAGUCAAGGGACAAUUUUCCCCCUUAUACUUUUGUUGCUAAUAUGAGAAAGUCUUUAUUCAUUUUUUAAAUUACUAAUUGCUUAAAUCACAUGAAGCAGUUACAAGUUGUGAAAUGCUGAAGGUACAAUUAAGAAAACUGUUGGGUGAUUUUAAAAUGGUUUAGGCUUUGUUCACGAGCUUGAGCUGCUUUGUUUUUCAUCCAAAUUUCCAGAAGAUUGUGCAGUCCCUAACAAGAUGGUCUUUUGAGUACUUGUACUCUGUAAAACAGCUAAGUAUUCAACCAGGAGGUAGCUGCAAACUAUUUUUGUUGAUUGAAGUGAUGCUGAUGAAUAUGUUGUUUGUGCAAGUGCUGUGGAAUGAAGAGCACUAUUUAAAAUAACGUUGCUGUAGCCAGCUUGUGUUGUAUUCUCUGCUCCUGAUAUUCUGCCAGAUAUGAUAUUCUGUCAAAUAUGAUAACAUGGAAUCAAACACUGUAUCAAAUUUUGAUAAAAACUUUGAAUCAAAGUCGUACAAAUGCUUGGAGUAGCGGGCCACAGGAAUAUAGUCUCUUGUGCUUAAUUUACUGCUUGUAAAAUGUAUUUGAGAAGUAUUUUCUAUAGCUUCAUUCACCAGUUAGAAUAUAAAAUGUGUGGUGUGGUAUGUUAAAAUGCAUUUUUGUCUGUCUGUUCCAUUAAAUUGUCUGUCGACUUGUCAGUCACUAAACUAUUAAGAAUGCUGGAUCACACACAUUACUUGUACAGUAGGAAUCAUUGCUGAAUUGUUGGGUCUGCCAUCAGUGGUUCUUGUGUCGAGGCACUGCAUGGAACAGUUCUAAAGAAACAGCAGAUUUCUGACAGAGCCUAAUUUGGAGGAUAAGCUCGUUGUGUUUUUGAUUUCCUGCCUUCCAAACUUCUUCAGCUUUUCCCAUAGAGUCCUAUAAUGCUGUCCAGCCAAGAACAGUAUUUCUUCCCAGGCAGUAAUGUGUCCUCAAGUGAAAGACCCCUCUGAGUCAGCAGCUGUGGCCUCUGGGGUGGUUCCCUGAUGUUUUGAAGUGUAACAGAAGGGAUGAAACAAGUUCCUGGCUGGAGAUAAGUUCUGCCUCCCCCACGUUUUCCCGCUGGGACGCGGCUGUGCCGGGGUUCCAGGGUUGGCUCUGUGCUCCUCAGGGCUCUGCUGGAACGGCCUCACGGUGCCUCUGUGCACAGGCAGCAUUCACAGCCUCCCGAGCCACAGCACUAAAACUUCAGCUGCAAAAUAGGCAUAAAAACCUCUGCUUAAUUCAUAGUGAUGGCAAUAGCUGUAGCUGUGUGCUAAUUACACAGCAGGCAUGAAUUGGCCUCUGUUUCCAAAGGCUGGAAUGAACUGCAGGUAACUACAUGAAAUUAGCAGAUUAGUCCUUUAAAGAGGCGCAUUUGCCUGCUCUCCUAAGACUUUUACCUUUUGCUCUCAUAGAGUGUCUCCUCACCUCUAGAGUACAAGUUCCCAGUCAGCCAAACUUUUCUUUUAUUGUUACUUUAGAUCUUGGAGUUCAUCGGAUCCCUUCUAUGCCAACGACAGGAGCAUCCUGACUCUCUCCACAAUGGACUCAUCCACUUGCUGACAGGGACAUUUUUGCAUGCCUUGUGGAAGCCAUGUGGUGCUCACACACCUGUAGCAGGUGCUGAGGCGAGCUCAGUGUGCGGCGCUGCCCUAGGAAAGCCCAGAGGACUCCUGAGUCCAGGCAGGGCUUGUCUGGCCUGGCCUAAUCUGCACAGCAGUCACUUCCCAGGAGUUUUUUAAUUAUAUCUACAAAUUGCUAAAUAAGUUGGGGUUUUUUUAAGGAAUGCUUUUACCUUCGACCAUUUUAUCCUUUUUGUUGCCGUAUGAGCAGACUGGAAUCCUACGUUUAAUGCUUGAGACGUCCCUGUUAAGGCAAUGACAGAAAUCUUUCUCCUCCCAAAUUUGAGUGAUCAAAUUUGAAUCAAUUUGAAUCUCCACAAUGAAACUUCUGAAAGUUGUGUUUUUCAUGAUGACCCUUCCCUUUAAACACACGUUCAUUUUGAGCUGUCUUGCAGAUGCUGUCUUAGCAGUCUGCAAAGCAAUUUUGUUACUUCUGUGGACAGUUUCUGUAUUCUAUAAGCAAUCAGUUUAGUAAUUUUUCAGAGUUAAAUGCAAUUCAAAUAUUUAUGCUGGUGUUUGAGUGGCAGUAUAUUAGCCAUUGCUUUGAAAAACACUCGACUGUGACAAAUCAGUCAUUUGGAAUAAUAAGGGAUAUAACAGUUCACUGUUGUUCUAAAGUACAAUUCAGAAACCGGUUAUCUUCUAUUAUAAACCGGUUAUCUUCUAUUAUGCCCUGUGUGUUUCAUUAACGGUUCUGGAUCCUGACAUGGAAAAAUUUGUUAAGAAUUGGUGGAUUGAGCAGAAGUCUCACUAGCAUAAAUUUUUUGAAUUAUUAAUCCUUUUAAAGUUGGGGAAUUUUUGCAUGUUUUGUUCUUUUUCAUGUAUUUAUAUUAGGUCAUGUUGUACUUUGAAGAUAUAAUUAAUGCUUCGUUAUCUCCGUCUGUCGGAAGGAUCCGAGACCUCGAUGGCAAUGUUUUGAUACCUGAGAAUGCCAAUAAAAACAAAUUGCACAGCUGGAGCUCCGGGUGGUGCAUCCUGCAGGUGCCUCCGUGUCCCAGUGCAGACGUGUCUGCAGGCUGGGGGCUGGGGAGCAGCACCAGUUCACUGUUCCCUCAGCCAGGGAGACUGAACCCGCUGCUUGUCCUGGGAUGUGGGAGAUGGAGGUGCUGCAAGGGCGCCUUAGGACCCUGCUGCUCCUGGCUGGGGGCUGGGAAAAGUGCUGCUGCUCCGGGACACCCCCUGACAUCUCUGACGGUGACAUCCCAUCCAUAACUGGAGUACUCGUCCUGUGGGACAGCUAGAAGUGUAAAAAUCCAUCUUGAAAUUAACUCUGGGUAAAAACUGUAAAUCUGGGCUGCUGCCAGGGGAGUGUAACCCUCUUGACAUCCCAGACUCUCCCAAGUUCAAUGAGCAAAGAACUGAUCCCGCCUUCCUGGGAUCAGAUCCUUCAGAUGCUGCUCCUCACCUCUGAACAGCUCUGCUGUUCAUUUUCCUGCCCAUGGCUUUAACUGGGAUUAUUUCAGCUCUCCUCUUGGAGCUUUGUUUUUGCAUUAGUGCCUGGCAGCUUCGCUCAGGCCUCGAGGCUGCAGGUACUGUGGAGUUUCCAAGAUCUCACUGCUCAAGGCAACAUUUGCGUAGGAAAGAAGUUGUCAUUGCAACUUUGUAGUUAAAUUUGUAGUGACUUGAACCUGCAGCACACAAGGGAAUUUUUUCACUGUUCUUGGUGAAGAUCAGUUCAGAAAUUAAGAAGCUUCUAAAUUAAAUUACAAGAUGAGAAGAAGAAACAAAAUUUAAAAGGAAACUUUCCUUUUAAAUACAUAUUUAAUUCAGCAUUCACAGCGCAUUUCUGUAUCAUGUCUUCAGAUGCCUGAGUGCAGCGAAGCUCGAGGUUGAAAAUGUCAGUGUGCUCUAGAUUCCCUCCAGCCAGUGCCUAGGGGAUGAAGAAACACUAAAACUGAGCCUUGUCUUCUCCUGCAGCAGGUAUGAACGUGACUAAUCCCACUGCACAGGGCUGAAAACCUGGAUCCAGCUGGAGAGGCAGUAACCUGCCGGUCAUCCCUCCAGAUCCCUCCAUAGUAGCAAAAUACACUUAUUACUCCUAUAACUUCCUUUAUACUUCAUAUCUAUAUUAAACCUGGGUUUAAAAUAGUGAUUUUCUUCCUAGUAGCUUCUCCUCCUAGGACUCUUCAUGCUGCCAUGGAUACCUAGGAAAUACAGAAUUAUUUUACUACUCUAAUCAGAUAUCUGCUGUUUAGCUGUAUUUUACACCUCAGCCACAGUGUCUCACUUUCCAGCAGUGCUUGUUUCCGUGUCAGGCACAGCAUUGUCCUGUCAGUGUGUGUCACCGUGUGCCCUCAUCCGUGCGUGUGGUUCGUGUGUCCUGCCCUGGCACCCGGACGCGUUCAUUGUGGCAGGGGAAGCAGAGGCUUGGCCAGAAACCUCACUCCAAGCAUUUCCACUGGCCCAGCUCUCUAGGUGAUGUAUUUUGGCUUUUACCACACCAGGGUGUUGAGUAGAUAAUGCACAAAAGCAGCACAGUCGUGUAUUUGAAGAAUAAUUUGCGCUCAUUAUGUGUUUCUUUAAAACCUUCCAUCUCCUCUCCUCCCUUUCCCCCUCCUUCCCCUUUUCCCAGUGUUUGUAAGGUUACCGAAGAAACUUGCAUUUAAACAAUUCAGGAAGGACUUAAGAAUCCAUCCCUCGGCCAAGGUAUAUUUUUCUCUUUGCAGUAAAUCUGAGUCAGUAAUGUCUCAUUGAAUAAGAGCAUAGAUGUGGUUUGCUUAAGGGCAGGUUUUUUGGUGUGACAAAUAACUUUGUGUGGAAGUCACCAGGAUUUUAUGUUGAUGUCGCAAGUAUUUUUGAAAAUGCUCCUAUUCGAGGACAAAAGACUUUGUGUACUCCUUGGAUAGGUGAAGUGUAGGAGCCAGUUCACUGUGCCCUGGGCACAGUGCAGAGUCCUUCAUGAGGGAAACUGAAAAAUCCAGCUAAUUCAGUGUAAUGCUGGCAUUCACCUCCCAGGGUGAUGGUGAACGGGUGGGGGAGGCUUUGCCAUGGGGAGGAAAUGUUCUAUUAUUUACCUUUUAGCCUUGAAAUCCAUAAAAGCCUGUAGUAGAUGUUUGUAGUUCAAAGCAAGAGUGGUGUACACUCACUUUACUAUGCAGUGUCCCUGAGGAAGCACCUUCUCCACAGCCACUCCCGAAUCUCUGCAGGUCAGUUCUGCCUCUGGGAAAAACAGGGUUUGGUUUUGUUACUUAGGAAAACAAUUUUAGUUGCCAAACUCAUGCUUUUAAGAGAAUUCAGUGGGAAAAAAAAAAAAACCACCUGAGAUGUUCUGAAUUGUUUUAAAAACUAAAAUGAAAAUAUCUUGCUUAAAAAUACUCUGUAUUUUUUAAGAUUGCAGCAGGGAAGGGGGAACAGAAGCUUCAAAGGAAGGAAUGCUGAAAACUUUGUUUUUUUCAUGUUCAGAAUUAUUUGAGAGAAGCUUGUGCAACUUAGAAUGCAUAUUAAGCACCUCUAAUUUCUUAUUGAAAAUAUUUGGUAAUACUUUCAAACUUUUUUUUUAUGAUAGUGUAACUCCUUUAUUGGAAAAAAAUACCAUUUUCUAGUGCUAGAAGUCUCAAAGCUGCAGCCUAAAUUACUUUUCAUAGUUCUAUCUGCUAUUGCUGUGCUUCUAAAUAUUUGUGAUUUUGGUGAAAUUCAGUGUUCCAAAGUGCUCAAGCAAAAUGUGCUUUUGAACCACUUAUUUCGAAGUUCUCUUUUUUUUGUGUAGAAUCCCUAAUAACUCACCACUGUCACUGCUCUCGCCACUGCUUUUUUACACAGAUUGUUACACGGGUGUCACUGUGUAGUAACUGCUCCUAGAGCGGGGCAAACCUUUCAUUAUAGCCUUUGUCCUGUUCCUAAAUUAUUUCCCAGCCACGCUCUCUCCUUUGCAGCUCCAGGCUGGGAAUUUUUUUCUGCAAAUGUUUUUAUUGUUGGUCGUUUCUCACGUUCCUCUGCCUCUGUUGUUUGCUCCCAGUGGCACGGUUGGGUUUGUGCUCUGGGGACGUCUCGGUUUGUAGCAGGGGCUCUGUCCGCUCUUGUCGCGCAUUUGCCAGAUGUGCCAGAUGUGCCAGGCUUCUGCUUUCUGUGGAUUUCUCUCUCCCUUCAGCUCAGUGCAGCUCCAAAGGCGUCGGGACUCGCUCAGAGCCGCGUGUGCUGCUGGGCUGUGUUGGUGCCAGCGCCCAGCUCCGGCCGUGUCGGGGGUGAAGAGCUCUGCGGGACGCGCGGGCGCCGCUCCUGGAGGCACAGAGCCAGGCUUGGCUGGAAGAGACCCUGGCUGCACCUCCAUGGCCCGGGGGUUUGUUCAUCUCUCCUCGGCACUUUCCAAGGAAAUUACUUCAAACCGGCAGCAGGUUCUCACCCUUUUUGCAUUUUGACAACAGGAUAAAAGAUGAUCUGUGGGGCAUGCAGUUGAAAAUGAGGCGCACCUUGCUGCAGGAGGAUCUUAUUUGUAUCUCAAAGAAUGUAUUUUUACAAUUCCUAGUUGCGGUUCCCAUGACAGAUUUCAGGUUUUAUGCAUACAGAAAUAUCAAAUCAUCAUCUAGACUCCUGUUUGUUCACUGACGUGGUACUGAGCUUGCUUCUUUGAAGAAAAAAAAAUAGAAUGGUCUCAUCUCUGCAAGAAGUACCUUUUAAAAGAUGUUGAACCUUAAUUUUAGGCAGAUUAGGGGCGCUGCCCACUGGAAAUGAGCAAUAAUACAAAGAAUUUUGGACCUCUGACACUGUGGCUGCCUCAUGUUAUUUUUGCUCCUCUGACAGCGAGGCUGUGUGCUUGCUCCUUGUACAGCUUGGUCAGUAGUUGUUUUGAAAAUGGUUUAUGAAAAUUAUAUUUAUUAAAUAAAACUUUCACUUCUA
Messenger RNA from Hirundo rustica (Barn swallow), 11965 nucleotides. It is a transcript of the gene ATP11B, whose product is annotated as ATPase phospholipid transporting 11B (putative). The transcript has 29 exons. Gene Ontology annotation, cellular component: trans-Golgi network; recycling endosome; endoplasmic reticulum. Bases 83 to 3532 code for a protein of 1149 amino acids. NCBI's taxonomy places the organism in Eukaryota, Metazoa, Chordata, Aves, Passeriformes, Hirundinidae. Gene Ontology annotation, biological process: phospholipid translocation. Gene Ontology annotation, molecular function: ATP hydrolysis activity; magnesium ion binding; ATPase-coupled intramembrane lipid carrier activity. The record is from RefSeq and is a predicted model, not a curated record.